AUGGUCAAUCUUACUACAUUCAUGGUGAUGGCAACUGCCAUGCUUGUGGGAGUCACUGCUCUUGAUAAGCCAACUGCAGACAAGAUCAAGGAGGAACUAGUCAAGGCAAAAAUCAUCCCUGAGGCGCUUGAGGAAUUUGAACCACUGACAAGUCUAAAAAUCACAUAUGAUGAGCAUAAUGACCUGGAAAACGGUGAACGCUUGAAGCCUGAGGAAACGCUGGUGGCUCCCUCCGUCUGGUUUGAUCCACCCAAGAAGGACGCUGAAUAUACCCUCGCUAUGGUCAACUUGGAUUCCAAUGGUCCCUUGGUACGCCAUUGGAUCGCCACCAACGUCAAAGGGGGCGAUGAAAAAGGCACCGCUUUCUUGAGUCAGCUACCCAAGCGUCAAUACACAUCCUACAAAGGCCCUACCCCACCCUCUGGAUCCAAGGACCACCGUAUUGCUUUCAUCUUGUACGAGCAGCAGGCUGCCAAUCAAACGUUUGUUCCUGAAAUUGAUGGUAGCGCCACCAGGGGCCGUGCGUUUUUCAAUCUCACUCAGUUUGCUCAAGAAAACAACCUCAAGCCAGUCUCUGGAGCCUAUUUCUACACUGAAUAUCAAGAGGGGUUUUCUCAGCAAUACCCUCCUGCUGAUGAUGACAUUUCUGAGGAAAUCCACAAGGACGGUCUUGUCAGUGAUAUCUUGGAUGGUGUUGGCAACAUUCUUGAUCUGGACGGCAUCCUUGGUAUCUCUAUUGGCAACAGGGAUAGAGACGAUGACAAUGACGACGAGGAACCUGUUGCAGCCAAGCACUCGCCAUCUGUUGAUCCUGAUACCAAAGCAAAGGCCACAGCCAAUCCCGAGAAGAACGGCUUGCUUCAAGACAUUCUGGAUGGUAUUCAAGACCUUUUGAAUGGCAUUUUAGGCAAUGAUGAUGAUGACAAUGAUGACAAUACUGGUAUCAACAUUGACUUGAACUUAAUGCGUGAUGUUUCUGCCUCUGCCUCUGCCUCGGCCUCUGCUUCUGCCUCUGCUUCUGCUUCUGCUUCUGCUGCAAAACUUAGUACGGAUAUCAAACAAGCAGGUCUCAUUGGUAAUCUUCUUGAUAACUUGGACGAUAUCCUCAACAUUGGUAUCAAUAUUGAGCACAAUGACAAUAUCAACAGGCCUCCUGGAAAAAUACCAAGCAAUGGUGGUAGCGAUGGCAGUGACAAUGGCAUCAUUAUUGACUUGAACUUGGUGCGGCUUGCAUCUGCUUCUGCGUCUGUUUCUGCUGCAGAGCCCAGCACUGAUGUCAAGCAAGCUGGUCUUUUGGAUGGUUUACUGGAUGAUCUUGGUAACAUUCUUGAUAUUGAUAUCAACAUUGGUCAUAACGACAACGACGACGAUACACCUCCCAGAAAAAGUCUUGACGAUGAAAAUGAUGGCGAUCGCAACGACAAUGACUUGGUGCUCAAGAAAGAUACCUCUGCCUCGGUGUCUGCUUCUGCCGCAAAGCCCAGCACGGAUCUCAAACAAUCUGGCCUUCUUGACAAUUUGCUUGAUGGUCUUGGUGGUAUUCUCAACAUUGACAUCAACAUUGGCAAUGGCGAUGAUGAUGAUGGUAUCAACAUUGAUCUUUUCGAUAACAGUGGUGCCAACAGCAAUAAAGAUACAAUCGCUGUCAAGGCUGAGUCCAACAGAGCUUACCCACCACCUCUUGCUGAACAUGUCUCUCCUUCCGCAUCUGCUGCCGCUGCUAUUGCCAAACCAAGUGCUUUUAUUGUAACGGCUGAACUUCGACAAGCUGGAGCUCUCGAUAAUCUGCUCGACAGCAUCCGACACUUGCUUGGUAACCAUCGUGAACUGGAUGACGAAAAAGAAGAUGUUGCUACUGGUGAUCUUGUAAUUGAAAAUGAUGCUGCGUCUGUUCAAGUCGCCAUGGAUUUCCCGUCAUCAUCUGCUGCUGCUCUUGCGGCUGAAUAUGUAGAAAUGCAUGAAUCAGCUUCUGCCUAA
Messenger RNA from Mucor velutinosus, 1977 nucleotides. RefSeq lists its product as uncharacterized. The record is from RefSeq and is a predicted model, not a curated record. NCBI's taxonomy places the organism in Eukaryota, Fungi, Mucoromycota, Mucoromycetes, Mucorales, Mucoraceae. The transcript has 2 exons. Bases 1 to 1977 code for a protein of 658 amino acids.